AUGCCCAUAGCGCGAGUGCAAAACGUUCGCUUUGCGAAGAGUACAGUCAAUCUAGGUGAACCAUUAGUGUGCCUAUCUGACUCCGAACCUGAUGCUCAUCAUUGGACAUGGACAGUCCGAUCUCUAGCCUCAAGACACUUUAGAAUUAAGCACAACUACAUAAAGUUUCGUGUGUAUGGGACAUUCGAGGUUAAAUGUGAAGCGUUCAAUAAAAUUGGAGACGAGAAUACAUCAGAUUCCUACGUAGCUUCAAUUAGUGUUGUGGGAGCAGUUCAUGAUGUUCGUUUUGAUAAGAAAACUAUUAAAGUCGGUGGGACUAUAAAAUGUCUUUCGACUUCAGGUCCCAGAGCAAAUCGAUGGACGUGGUUCGUCAACUCAACAAUAGGGUACAAACUGGAUAGAGAUGUGUUCAUUAUAUCACGCAACACCAUGACUUUUAUGAGGGAGGGAGUUUACAAGCUGAUAUGCAUAGCUUACAACAAAAUUUCUGGUAAUAUGAAAUUUAGUUUUUCCGCCUCUUACAUCAGGGUCCUUGGUUGGUUAUCAAAAAUUUUGCUAUCUUUUUGUUUCAGCAUUUUUUUAAUGCCGUAA
Molecule: messenger RNA, 591 nt
Organism: Helobdella robusta
Lineage: Eukaryota; Metazoa; Annelida; Clitellata; Rhynchobdellida; Glossiphoniidae
Exons: 2
Coding region: 1-591 (196 amino acids)
Source: RefSeq, a predicted model, not a curated record